Quercus lobata is the source of this 1011-nucleotide messenger RNA. RefSeq lists its product as uncharacterized. Lineage: Eukaryota; Viridiplantae; Streptophyta; Magnoliopsida; Fagales; Fagaceae. The transcript has 3 exons. The record is from RefSeq and is a predicted model, not a curated record.
AUGGAGCAACAACGGCAACUUCUACAUUUUUGCGAUUCAAAGCAUCCUCUGGACUGUUGGCAAUACUACAACAGAGGUGAUACUUGUUGUGGGUGCCAAGAAUCAGUUUAUGGUCCUAACCACUGGUGUCCAAGAGUUGGAUGCUCGGCCUAUGUGGACACACGCUACGGGCUUUACUAUUGCUCCAAAUGUGAUUUUGUUGUCCACCUCAAUUGUGCUAUAAAUUGGAGAAACAAGGAGGACAUAAAUUUGCUAGAACUUAAAGAUGAGGAGAACGAAGAUAUAGAGCUCGAUCAAUCUGUUGAGUCAGUAGCAGCUUACGAAGUCAAAAAUAUCAAAGUGGGGGAGGACGGAAUUGAAAUAAUCACAGAAAUUAAAUACUUCAGUCAUGAGCAUGACUUAAAGCUCACUGAUGAGGAGGUUCACAAUAAGGACAAAAAAUGCGAUAGGUGCGUAAGAGCUAUUCUCCCUCCUUUUUACAGUUGUGCCGAAUGUAGCUUUUUUCUUCAUAAAUCUUGUGCUAAUUUGCCAAUAAAAAAGUGAAACUCACUUCAUUGACACCCACUCACCCUCCGAAAGCCGCUCUCCUUCCACCGGUGUGAUGCCUGUUACCAGGCUCGUAAUGGCUUCUUGUACACUUGUAAGUCAUGCUACUUUGAUCUUGAUAGUUGCAGUAGUUGUGGUGAUAGAAGAAAUAAAGUAUUCUGUUGUACCAGUUGUGAAUUUGCACUUGACUUUAAAUGUGCGACACUACCACAAACCACAAGGUACAAACAACAUGAGCAUCCCUUCACUCUCAGUUAUGAAGCUGAAGAUGACUCUGGUGAAUAUUGUUGUGAUAUUUGUGAAAAAGAACGAAACCCAAACCAUUGGUUUUACUACUAUGCCGAUUGCACUUAUCUUGCACAUCCCAAAUGUAUUCUUGGGGAAUAUCCAAAUAAGAAGUAAGGAAGCUCUUAAAUAUUUGAUUGUCACUGACACCCCCUUUCUUUCACUAAGGAAACUAAAGAU